Messenger RNA from Solea senegalensis (Senegalese sole), 2613 nucleotides. It is a transcript of the gene galnt8a.1, whose product is annotated as polypeptide N-acetylgalactosaminyltransferase 8a, tandem duplicate 1. NCBI's taxonomy places the organism in Eukaryota, Metazoa, Chordata, Actinopteri, Pleuronectiformes, Soleidae. Bases 139 to 2157 code for a protein of 672 amino acids. The transcript is spliced from 10 exons. The record is from RefSeq and is a predicted model, not a curated record. Gene Ontology annotation, cellular component: Golgi apparatus.
CUCCUAUAGCAUUAUUCACAGACACCUGUGCCUCAUCUCAAACCUGACCAUGUUCAUUGCUCUAACUGCCAGUGUAAAAAAGUCUUGGCUCCUGGAAGCUCGCUGUGGUCUGAGGCUUGAUUCUCAGUCAGUGUCAGGAUGAGAGUCGUGUGGUUUCAGUGCUCAGUCUUCAUGUUAGUGGGAAUUGCACUUGUGCUAAAUCUGGGUAUAUUUCUGAAACCUGGGACAAAAAAGGAGCUUGACACAUCGCAAUUGAUCAAGAGGUCUUCUGACCUGGAGAUGAGCAUCAGCAAACUGCUCAGUGUACUUCAAACUAUUGAGAAGAAACAAGAUGCCAUGCAGAAAAUGCUUGAAGAUGAUGGAAAAAGACAAACAAGGAGUGCAGUGGACCAACAGCAGCCAGAGGUCCAGAAGCAGACUGAGCAGAAAGAACCACCUAAAGCAAAGAUCCAAGAGCACAAAGAGGUGGCCAAAGCAGAAACAUUUAAGAAACUGUACCCGGACUCUCCACUGUUCAGUGGACAGUGGGGACACAAUCUGUCUGAGGCUGACCAAAAAGAGGCGCUGGCUCUGUUUAAAAUGUAUGGAUACAACGCUUUUCUCAGCGAUCGACUUCCUCUAGAUAGACCUCUUCCAGAAACCAGGGAACCAGGAUGUUUGAAAAGGACUUAUCCAAAAGACCUGCCAAGUCUCGCAGUGGUGUUAAUCUAUCUGGAUGAAGCUCUGUCUGUCAUCAAAAGGGCCCUUUGCAGCAUCAUCAACCGCACUCCUAAAAACAUACUAAAGGAGAUAAUAAUGGUGGAUGACAACAGCUCCAAAGAAAAUCUGAAGGGCGACCUGGACAUGUAUGUGAAGUCCCUUGAGCAAGAGAACCCAACUCUUAAUAUCACGAGACUGCGGCACAACAAGCAGCGAGGGCUUUCAUACGCCAGAGUCUCGGGGUUGAGAGCUGCGACUGCUGAUGUGGUGGCCAUUCUCGAUGCACACAUUGAAGUCCAUGAGAUGUGGGCUGAACCCCUGCUGACACGAAUCAAAGCUGACCGAACAGUGGUGGUGUCGCCAGUGUUUGAGAAAGUCAACUAUGAUGAGCUAAGGGUUAUUAAGUACAUUCCAUCAGCACACGCCUUUGACUGGGCUUUGUGGUGCAUGUAUGAGAGGUUCACACCUGAAUAUUACAAGCUCAAAGACAGCUCACUACCUGGGAAAAGUCCAUCUGUCAUGGGGAUCCUAGCUGCUGACAGGGUGUUUCUUGAGGAAAUUGGUGCCCUGGAUGAAGGCAUGAAGGUGUAUGGUGGAGAAAAUGUUGAGCUGGGAAUACGUGUGAGUAAAUCUCCAUACUCUCUGACAAAACAAAAUGUGGGACAGUACUUUUCCUAUAAGAAAAAGACUAGAUUUUUGAAUUGCAUUUUAUUGAAGAAUAUGAAGUUAAAAACUUACUUUUUCAUGAAGGUGUGGACAUGCGGAGGCAGUGUUGAAGUAGUUCCAUGCUCCAAGAUCGCCCACAUUGAGAGGAGGCACAAGCCUUACCAGUUAAACCUAAGUUCUGUCAUGAGGAGAAACGCCCUGAGGGUAGCAGAAAUAUGGAUGGAUGAAUACAAACACAACAUCAACCUGGCUUGGAACGUGCCAUUAGAGAAUCAUGGAAUUGACAUUGGGGAUGUGUCCGAGAGGAAAAAACUCAGAGAAAGGUUGAAGUGUAAACCUUUCAAAUGGUACCUGGAAAACGUGUAUCCCAUGUUGGAUCCCUGGGACAACAUACUUGGCUAUGGAGGAAUGAAGAACCUUGAUGCUGGCAUGUGCAUAGACCAAGGCCCAGUGCCAGGUCACACACCAAUUGCCUACAACUGCUACUACUAUAGUCCACAAGUCACAUAUUACCGCGGGACUGGUGAGCUCUACAUUGGUGGCAUCAAAGCCCACAAGUACAAUGACAACAGGUGUUUAACUGAUCCUGGCAAAAAUGAAACAAAUCCUGGUCUUUACAACUGCAAAGAGGCCGUGCAGAAAGGAAUGGGAAUAUACUGGGACUUUUCUCAGGGCAAAGAACUGAGGAGUAGAAGGACAGAAAGAUGUCUGGAGAUUAAAGGUGGCAAGCUUCUGAUACAGGAAUGCUCCAGCCAAAGAUGGACAAUCCAACACAUAAUCAAAGCUUUUUGAAUAAUAAAAAAAAAAGUGCUUCUCUGCUCUUAGGUGAUGGGCAAAAACUGAAAGUCUGAAAUGAAAUGAAUUAUGGCAAUUUAAAUUGCCUCUUGUUUUGUAUGGGAAAAGUAAGUAGAAAUAUAUUUUCUGGCUUUGUCUCUCCACAGGAGAAUGUGUUACUAACCACCUUGUUAAUUUUAUAAAUGAUUAAAAAUGUAGGUUUCAAAUUGUGACAAAUUCAGCUGAUCCUAUAACCUGUAGUAAUAAUACAUACAUGCCUAAUUUUUCAUCAUUCUCAUAUGAGGGGGUUUUAGCUGGGACAGAAGCAAAGCUUCUGAAUAUUCUUUCAUAUACGGUAUUUCAGACUGUACAUCACUAUGUAACAAACUAAUUUCCAUGUACCACUUGCUUCUGUAGAUACAUCAGUCAUUGUUUUUGAGGGGUUACAGUGUGUCCCUGUACUGUAUUUGCUUU